AUGGGCAACCCAGGGAAGGCGGGAGGAGGAGGCAUAUGCAGAAAUGAUCGGGGUGAUUUUAUUUUUGGGUUCGCUGCGGGUUAUGGGGUGUUGUCGAACACUGGGGCAAAAGUCAGAGCUGUCCACGACGGGUUAUUACAUUGCCUCAAAAGGGGUUUGGCUAAGAUUAUUAUAGAAUCGGACUCCCUCCAGGUUGUGAACGCACUCAUUGGGAAGUCCUCAAUUGGAUGGAAGUGGCAAAAUUGGUGUAAGAGGAUCAAGGGUCUGAUAGCUUUGGGCCAAGUCAGAGUUCAGCAUACGCACAGGGAAGGAAAUGGGCCGGUGGAUGCCUUGACUAGGUUGGGUAGCUCCUUGCAGCUUUCAGCUACCUUCUUAGCCAGGUCGAAUCUCCCAUGGGUGGUCAGAGGGCAGAUCUUCCUUGAUAAGCUGGGGUUAGGUGCGGUGAAGGCUUAG
This is a messenger RNA of Magnolia sinica, 453 nucleotides long. RefSeq lists its product as uncharacterized. The transcript has a single exon. Gene Ontology annotation, molecular function: RNA-DNA hybrid ribonuclease activity; nucleic acid binding. Bases 1 to 453 code for a protein of 150 amino acids. The record is from RefSeq and is a predicted model, not a curated record. NCBI's taxonomy places the organism in Eukaryota, Viridiplantae, Streptophyta, Magnoliopsida, Magnoliales, Magnoliaceae.